Coccinella septempunctata (seven-spotted ladybird) is the source of this 1802-nucleotide messenger RNA. RefSeq names its product juvenile hormone esterase-like. Bases 77 to 1768 code for a protein of 563 amino acids. The record is from RefSeq and is a predicted model, not a curated record. NCBI's taxonomy places the organism in Eukaryota, Metazoa, Arthropoda, Insecta, Coleoptera, Coccinellidae. The transcript has 10 exons.
CUAAUUAGCCGCUUUAGAUCCUUCUUCCUGAAUUUAUCUAAAUUUUAUCAGCGCAACUUUCAAUAAUAAUCCACGAAUGCUUGCUCAAUCUACUCGCAGAAAAAUGUUAUCUUCGUGUGUGAAAAGUUCUCCGGGUUGGCUUCUGUUCGCGUUAUUAACAUCUGUGGAUGUUAGCGAGAGCAUCGUCAUCAAAACACAGAAUGGUUUGAUCAGGGGUAAGACAGGAUAUACAGUAGAUAGAAACAGAACGUACUACGCCUUCCAAGGAAUUCCUUAUGCCAAACCUCCUGUUGGAAAUUUGCGUUUUCAGUCUCCACAGCCUGUUGAAUAUUGGGAUGGCGUUUUGACCACCGACACUGAUGCACCUCGAUGCGUCCAGACAAACAAAGAACAGAUUCUGGGAAAAGAAGACUGUUUAUACCUCAACGUGUACACACCACAGCUGCCAGAUAUAACCAAACCCCUCUUGCCUGUGAUGGUUUGGAUAUAUGGGGGAGGUUUUGAAGCUGGAACAUCAGAAUAUAACGACACUGCCCCAGAUUACCUCUUGGAUCAAGAUGUUAUAUUCGUGUCGUUCAAUUAUAGGCUGGGAAUUUUCGGUUUUCUAAGCCUAGGUGAUACCACAGUACCCGGUAAUAAUGGAUUGAAAGAUCAAAAUUUGGCAUUGCUCUGGAUCAAGCAGAACAUCAUCAAUUUCGGUGGUGAUAUGGAUCAGAUAACACUCUUCGGACAAAGUGCUGGAUCCGCUUCUGUUUCCUAUCAUUUACUGGCUCCACAUUCCAGAGGUCUUUUCAAUAAGGUGAUCAUGCAGUCUGGAACUUCGUUCUGCCUUUGGGCAUUCUCAAGAUCGGGACCUGAAGUUGCCAAGGACUUGGCGAAGGAUCUCAACAUCAGCACAAACUCAUCUUGGGACAUUUUAUCUGGCUUGAGGAACGUUGAAGCGUACCACCUACAGAAAAAAGCCAAAGACGCUCAGAAUGCCAAAUAUCUCAAAUCUGACCCGAAAGACGGUUUUAUUUUCGCUCCAGUAAUUGAACCGGAUCACCCUGAUGCCUUUUUGAAUAAUAGAAGUUACGAACUGAUGCAGACUGGGAAUUACUUCAAGGUAACUGCCCUGUUAGGUUACAAUUCUUUAGAAGGAUGGACGCAAGUAUCAAGUCUUUUCAGAGUUUAUUUGGUAAAAUUCGACUUGACACCCUCCUAUUUGGUACCCAUUGACAUGAAUAUAGUCGAUCCAGAUGUGAAAAAUUCCGUUGGUAAAAAAAUUAAAUACCAAUACUUCGGAUUGAUGCCAGUCUCCCUGUCCACAAAAGAUUUGAUGUUGUAUAUUAGCGACGAUCAGUUUGUCCGACCAAUUCAAAAGUUUGCAAAGUUGUUGGCACAACACUCGCCAACAUAUCUCUAUAAAUUUCACUAUCAGGGAAGUCUUGGGGGAGUUUCUAAUAGAACAUCUACAGGUGUAGCCCAUGCUGAAGAGCUGGGUUAUCUUUUCAGGAGAGAUAACAUUAAAGCAACUGCUAGUGAUGAACUUACUAGAUCCAGAAUGAUCAAACUUUGGACUAAUUUCGCAAAAUACGGAGAUCCAACUCCUGAGAAUGACCAACUGUUGCAGAAUCAAAGAUGGCCGCCUAUCUACCCAAAUUCUACAAUAAAUUCAUUUAACAUCGAUGGGAACUUGUCAUUGACGAGCAACCCUGAUGAAAAUGCUGUGAUGUUCUGGGAUAAAUUAUAUGCUAAAUAUGGACACCCACCAUAUGAUACAUACUGAUAUCUGUUUGAAUAAAUUUGAAAAAAAAAACUUU